This is a messenger RNA of Hypanus sabinus (Atlantic stingray), 2078 nucleotides long. RefSeq names its product gastrula zinc finger protein XlCGF57.1-like. The record is from RefSeq and is a predicted model, not a curated record. The transcript has 7 exons. Bases 876 to 2078 code for a protein of 400 amino acids. NCBI's taxonomy places the organism in Eukaryota, Metazoa, Chordata, Chondrichthyes, Myliobatiformes, Dasyatidae.
GUCUGUUACCGAGGCCCCGCCUCCCGAUGAUGUAACAAUCUCUCCGCGCAUGUUCACAGUCUCCGGGUGGACGGUGUUAUCCUCUCCGCUCAGAGCUGAAGUGGGUCGGCGGUGUGUUCGGGAAAGACCUUCGUCUCUUGCGUCGGGAUCACUGUCUGCGGGCCGAAGAUAUCACUUUCCCAUCGUUAGACCUGCAGUGAGACAUUUAUUGGAAGAAAAGCACACAACUGGAAGCAGAGCGCGACUGAAGUCGAGGGAACAGCAGCAAGUGAACCAGCCCGAGGAUUGAGAGCACCGACUGGAGAGAACCCAUCUGACUCGGAGAUUCCAGUGAUUCAGUCAGGAGAAAGUUGGGCCAUGAGUUAAAAAUUUCGCUGUCGAUGAAAUGCGCAGGCGUCAGGCUGAGGACAUCCCCAAGUAUCACGUAUGCACGCAGCACACUGAAGGCAUUGAAAAUGUCGGAUGUAGGUUAAAAAUGACAAGGAAUUUGCCUAAGGGAAUCUCGAACACAACACGCCAGUUUUGCUGUCUCUGUCCAGAUAUUUAAGAACAGGAGCAAGGGAUUCAGCCGAUCAUCCUUCCUGCUCAGACUGUCGAGAGGGAUUCACUUGAUCAUCUGACCAAUUGGCAUGCCCAUUAGUUUACAUGGGGGGAGCCCAUUCAUCUGCUCAGACGGUGGGAAUGGAUUCACUCAGUCAUCUCAACUGAAGGUACAUCAGCAAGUUCACACUGGGACAAGGCCAUUCACCUGUCCUGUGAGUGAGCAGGGAUUCAGUGGGUCUUCCCACCUGUGGACACACCAGUCAGAUCACAUUGGGCAAAGACUGGUCAUCUGAAGAAUUUGUGGGGAAGCAUUCACUCUGUCAUCUGACCUAAUGGCUCAACAGCGAGUUCACACUCGGGAGCGGCCGUUCACCUGCUCAGACUGUGGGAAAGGAUUCACUCAGUCAUCUCAGUUACUGAGACACCAGUCAGUUCACACUGGGGACAGGCCAUUCAACUGCUCGCUCUGCAGGAAGGGAUUCCCUUCCGCAUAUAAGUUACUGAGACACCAGUCAGUUCACACUGGGGAGAGGCCAUUCACCUGCUCAGACUGUGGGAAGGGAUUCACUUCAUCAUAUCAGCUACUGAGACACCAGUCAGUUCACACCGGAGAGUGGCCGUUCACCUGCUCAGACUGUGGGAAGCGAUUCACUGAAUUAUCUCGACUGAAGAUACAUCAGCGAGUUCACACUGGAGAGAGGCCGUUCACCUGCUCAGAUUGUGGGAAGGGAUUCGCACAGUCAUCUCAACUGAAGGUACAUCAGCGAGUUCACACUGGGGAAAGGCCGUUCACCUGCUCGGACUGUGGGAAGGGAUUCACUUCAUCAUCUCUACUGAAGGUACAUCAGCGAGUUCACACUGGGGAGAAGCCAUUCACCUGCUUGGACUGUGGCAAGGCAUUCACUUCAUCAGCUCACUUACUGAGACACCAGCAGCGAGUUCACACUGGGGAGAAGCCAUUCACCUGCUCAAUCUGUUGGAAAGGAUUCACUUCGUCAUAUAAGUUACUGAAACACCGGUCAGUUCACACCAGAGAGUGGCCGUUCACCUGCUCAGACUGCGGGAAGGGAUUCACCGAAUUACCUCAACUGAAGGUACAUCAGCGAGUUCACACCAGAGAGAGGCCAUUCACCUGCUCAAAAUGUGGGAAGGGAUUCGCUCAGUCAUCUCAACUGAAGGUACAUCAGCGAGUUCACACUGGAGAGAAGCCGUUCACCUGCUCAGACUAUGGGAAAGGUUUUACUCAGUUAUCUCAACUGAAGGCACACCAGAGCGUUCACACCGGAGACGGGUACGGUGCGGCUUAUUUUCUGCGGAAUCCUGCUCGGCAGAGUUUGCUCGCCGCCUCGGACGGAGAGCCGGGGGUGGAACGGAUGAUUCUCUGCGGAGCGAGACCGACAAGAUCCAUGCGAGCAGUAAAAAUUGAUCACACCUGUCCACAAAAUGGAUCAAUGUGCGAGCAGGAGAGGAGUUCCAGUAACGUCAACAUCGGGAAAGGACACGGUGAUCACCGAGCUCCUGGCAAGCUGGGAUGA